This is a messenger RNA of Westerdykella ornata, 1378 nucleotides long. Its product is annotated as Di-copper centre-containing protein. Gene Ontology annotation, molecular function: oxidoreductase activity. Lineage: Eukaryota; Fungi; Ascomycota; Dothideomycetes; Pleosporales; Sporormiaceae. The record is from RefSeq and is a predicted model, not a curated record. Bases 1 to 1188 code for a protein of 395 amino acids. The transcript is spliced from 5 exons.
AUGGCUGGAAACCUAGUGGUGAAUGCCCUCGUGGCAUCACUGUGUGUCUUUUCGGGCGCCAAUGCCUGGCCUUUUGGGAAAAGACAAGCUCUUACCAUCGACGACAUCCAGAAGCAGGCUCUAGCCAACUCUCUGAGAGCCCUUGAAGGUACCUUAUCGGAUGGUAUGACUCGUAGCGCUGGCUGCACCAAGGACACUGUUGCUAUCAGGAAAGAAUAUGGGGACUUGACGAAAGAUGAGAGGAAAGAAUACAUUCGAGCAGUCAAGUGCAUAAUGUCGAAACCAAGCAAGCUACCUGCUGGGAAGUAUCCGGGAGCCAAAAACCGAUAUGACGAUUUCGUCGUUGUGCAUAUGAAUAUGACUCCAUCGGUGCACAGCACUGCGAAUUUCCUGCACUGGCAUCGGUACUACAUUUGGGCCUACGAAACAGCACUGCGCACUGAGUGCGACUACAAGGGCUACCAACCGUACUGGAAUUGGGGAAAGUACGCUGACCUCACGACCUCUCCCAUCUUCAACGGGGAUGAGUGGAGUAUGGGUGGUAAUGGAGAAGCCGUCCAGCAUGGCCGCGGCAUGAUGAACAUUCCUCCUGGCCCUGGUGGCGGUUGCGUCAAGACUGGACCAUUCGCUGGCCACAACAUCACACUCGGCCCCUUGAUGCCAACCAUGGACCCCGCUCUCCGCAUCCCCAACAACCCAUCGCGUGACGGCUACGGCAACAACCCCCGCUGCCUCCGCCGCGACGUCAACAACUACUAUACGCAAAGCGUCCUCCGGCCCGCCGAACUGGCAGCGCAUAUCACCAGCAACACCGCCCUCGGCAAAUUUCAGGACACGCUGCAGAACGACACUCCUCAGAAGUCAGCGAUUCACGGCGCAGGCCACUUUUCCAUCUGGGGCGACCCUGGAGGUGACGUGUAUGUUAGCCCUGGCGAGCCUGUCUUCUGGCUUCACCACGGCCAGGUCGAUAGGCACUGGUGGAUGUGGCAGAGCUACCAGGAGAGCCAGAUGAAGACCAGGAUAAACUCCUAUGAAGGUGGAACCAACUGGAUGAACCCGAACAGCGCUCGCGGUAAGCCCACGGACAAGCAGUGGCUGGAUGUCACCGCACCGGCGGGCAAGGACGGUAUUCCGAGCAACCAGUUGUUCUCAACCACCGCCGGGCCUUUCUGCUAUGUCUACCAGUAGUUUUGCUCACACUGCGCUGACCUUCAGGAGGGCAAGUCUCGUCUGAAGGUCAACCCGAUCUGCUCUGAUUCUUGAAAAUUGCAUAUCUCUCACUGUUUGCGUCAACCACAUAAGCAUAUUUCUGCACCGUCUAGUGUGUUUCAAGUGCUGCACGUUUUCGUUGGGCUGAAUGCAUCGCAUCUGCUGUGCU